Molecule: messenger RNA, 585 nt
Organism: Didymodactylos carnosus
Lineage: Eukaryota; Metazoa; Rotifera; Eurotatoria; Philodinida; Philodinidae
Source: the annotation of a GenBank genome assembly
AUGACAUUCUGGCUCGACCGUAUUAUCAAUCCGAAUGGUUUGAGCGUCAAUCGUUAUAAGCAUGAAAACGAGACACCACUAUCAGAUGCUGAUGUAGGAAAAAGGUGGUUGAAGAAAUGUGAUGGGGGUGGACGUCUCCAAAAGCAAUCUGCAGAAAAAUCGACUUUGAACCUUCAGUACACAGUCACAAAUGGACCUUACACUAAUGCACCGUCAAAUCCCGUUUUGCAAGCGUUCGUCAACGCUUACAAUAAUCACGAAGAUUUAAUUUUGUGUCCUGAUGACAUUUGGAGUUAUGACAUUAUGUGGUAUUCGAAACGUCAAAUUCAUGGGCACGCUCGACGACUGGAAGAUGCUGAAAAACAAAACAGAACAAAUGAAGGCAUAUUCGGAAGCUCCUCAUCCAGUUUACAGUUGCUGGAUGUAGAAAGCUCGUCGGUAGUGGAUGAAAGUACUGGUACUGAAAAAAUGUGCUCGGUCAUCGGUGGAUUUCAUGGUGUCAACCGCGAAGAUCACGCGUACAAACCCGUGAUGAGUUUGGCCGUUGUUGAAGAUUUAUCAACCGUCAAACCGAUGAAAUCUUAA